UUCCCGCAUGGCCACGGAGGGGCUCGGGGAGGCCGGCCAGGGCGGCGGGAGCCCCGCGCUCUUUUCCUACGGGCCGGAGGAGCUGGUGCUGCGCGGGGUGGAGUGGCCGAGCAGCGGCGGCGGCGCGGGGGCGGCCGUCAACCCCGCCUGGUCGCGCUUCGACCGGGCGCUGCGGGAAGGCUGGGCCGAGCGGCUGCAGCGGGGCCUGUUCCGCUACCGCCUGGGCCGGCUGCCGACGCGGCGCCUCCCGGGCAGGCUGGGGCUGGUGGCCCAGCUGAACGUCCAGCGGGCGACGGAGAGGCGGCGGCCCCAGGAGGUCCGCAGCGUCCGGCAGAGCUUCGACCCGCGGCAGUUCCACUUCGGCCAGAUCCGGCGGGAGGAGGCCCUCUUCUCCCUGCGCCGCCGCCGCCGCUGCUGCUGCCCCGGCUCGGCCGGGACCCUGGUGGCCAUCAACGUCAGCCCGCUGGAGCGGGGACACGUGCUGCUCAUCCCCGACCCGGCGCUGGCCCUGCCGCAGAUCCUCACCGCCGAGGCCCUGCGGGCGGGGCUGGAGGCCGUGCUCCUCAGCGCCCACCCCGGCUUCCGCCUGGGCUUCAACAGCCUGGGCGCCUUCGCCUCCGUCAACCACCUGCACCUGCACGGCUUCUACCUGGACUGGGAGCUCCGGGUGGAGUCCGCGCCCGGCGAGCCCCUCCUGCCCGCAGCGGGCCUCUACCUGCUGCGGGAAGCCCCGGCGCCCGCCUUCCUCUUCUACUGCGACGACGGGGCGCAGGUGGAGCCGCUGGCCCGUCGGAUCGGCCGGAUCACCGGCCACCUGACCCAGCGAGAGAUCGCCCACAACCUCUUCGCCACGCGCGGGGCCGCCCCCGAGGGCCCCCUCGGCUCCAGGGCUCGGCCUGGGAUCCGGGUGCUCCUUUGGGCGCGGAAAGGCUGCUUCGGGACCAAGGAAGAAUCGGCCUUCAACGUGGCCGUGUGCGAACUGGCGGGACACCUGCCCACCAAGACUGUCCAGGAAUACGAGGGCCUGACCGAGGCCUCCGCGCUUCACCGGAUCCAGCAAUGUCUGCUCCCAGCCAGCCAGUUCGCCCAGCUUCAGCGGGAGCUUGUGGGCCUCCUCAGAGAGCGGCCUCCCUCGCCUCAGGGGCCUGCCUGACUUUCGGGUCCAGGACGCGGAGGGUCUUCCCCAGGUGGGGCUGCUCCAGAGGAAGCCUGGCUCAGGGGGGCUUUUGAGAUAAGCCCAGUUAAGCCAGAUGAGCCCAGCCAUUGUAAAGAACUCCGUGUUCUUUCCAGACUAACAAGAUGCACAAACUAAAGAG
This is a messenger RNA of Notechis scutatus (mainland tiger snake), 1316 nucleotides long. NCBI's taxonomy places the organism in Eukaryota, Metazoa, Chordata, Lepidosauria, Squamata, Elapidae. The record is from RefSeq and is a predicted model, not a curated record.